Oncorhynchus keta (chum salmon) is the source of this 1682-nucleotide messenger RNA. RefSeq names its product pre-mRNA-processing factor 17-like. Gene Ontology annotation, biological process: mRNA splicing, via spliceosome. NCBI's taxonomy places the organism in Eukaryota, Metazoa, Chordata, Actinopteri, Salmoniformes, Salmonidae. The transcript is spliced from 15 exons. Gene Ontology annotation, cellular component: catalytic step 2 spliceosome. Gene Ontology annotation, molecular function: protein binding; mRNA binding. The record is from RefSeq and is a predicted model, not a curated record. The coding region runs from base 34 to 1641 and encodes 535 amino acids.
GACAUUUCCGGUUUGGCAUUCACAACAUCCAAGAUGGCUGCCACCGUGGAGUCCCUCGUUUCGUACGGGACCGAUUCAGAUUCAGAUAAUGAGACAAAAUCUAAUGCUAGUCCCGAAAAAGUUGACCCUGAUGCCCUAGCACACCUCAAACCGUUGAAAUCUGGGAAAACAAUGUCUUUAGCUCUCCUUAAUUCAGCUCCGGAGGUCGCCGUAAAGGAGGCUGUGGAGACUGGUGUGCAUCUGGACCCCUCUCUCAAAGAGGUUACCUACAACCCCACAUAUGAAACCAUGUUUGCACCAGAGUUUGGUCCUGUCAACCCAUAUAGAAGUCAACAGAUGGCUGCUCCCAGGAAUAUGCUGUCUGGCUAUGCAGAGCCUGCUCACGUCAAUGACUUCAUGUUUGAACAGCAGCGGAGGACCUUCUCCACCUUUGGCUAUGCUCUGGAUCCAUCUGUGGACACAACAAGCCAGAAUUCCUCCAAUAGCUACAUUGGUGCAGUGGAUGAGGCAGAGAAAAAGAAAGGGUUGACUGUGUUUGAGGUUGGACCAAAAAAACAUGACAAGAGGAAAAAGGUGCAAGGAGGUGAAUCGGAUGACAUUGACAAUUACCUUGGGCCCUGGGCGAAAUACGUGGACGAAAAGGACGGCGCCAAACCAUCAGAGGAGGAACAGAAGGAGCUGGAUGAGAUCACAGCCAAGAGACAGAAGAAGGGAAGGAAUGAGGAAGAGGCUCCGGCGGAGGAGAAGACCAUUCUCCAUGUUAAAGACGCGUAUGACUACCAAGGGAGGUCUUACCUCCAUGUACCUCAAGACGUGGGUAUUAACCUGCGUACUGCAGACAUACCAGACAAGUGUUACCUGCCCAAGAAACAGAUCCACGUCUGGACUGGACACACCAAGGGGGUCAGUGCUAUCCGUCUGUUUCCUGUAUCAGGUCACCUGCUGCUCUCCUGCUCUAUGGAUUGUAAGAUCAAGUUGUGGGAGGUGUAUAAUGAGAGGAGGUGUGUACGGACGUUUAUCGGCCACAGUAAAGCAGUGCGGGAUAUCUGCUUCAACAACACUGGGACUCAGUACAUGAGUGCAGCCUACGACCGCUACCUCAAACUCUGGGACACAGAGACAGGCCAGUGCAUUUCCCGCUUCACAAACCGGAAGGUGCCGUACUGCGUCAAGUUCAACCCAGAUGAGGACAAGCAGAACCUUUUCGUGGCCGGCAUGUCUGAUAAGAAGAUCGUUCAGUGGGACGCAAGGACAGGGAGGGACAUUCCCGUGGACUUCAAAUACAUCGCAGAGCCCAGUAUGCACUCUAUGCCUGCUGUAACGCUUUCACCCAAUGGUAAGUGGCUGGCCUGCCAGUCCAUGGACAAUCAGAUCCUGAUAUUUGGAGCCCAGAACCGUUUCCGUCUGAACAAGAAGAAGAUCUUCAAGGGCCACAUGGUGGCUGGCUACGCCUGCCAGGUGGACUUCUCCCCAGACAUGAGCUAUGUGGUGUCUGGCGAUGCGGAUGGGAAGCUGAAUAUCUGGGACUGGAAGACAACCAAGCUGUACCACCGGAUCAAGGCCCACGAUAAGGUGUGCAUCAGUGCCUUGUGGCACCCCACGAGACCUCCAAGGUCAUCACCUGUGGCUGGGACGGACUGAUCAAACUCUGGGACUAGAGACAUGGGGUGGGGGCUGCAAAG